CGGGUACGGCUCAUUGUCCGACUAGUGCUCAUUCUCCGAGUACGGCUCAUUGUCCGACCAAGGCUCUGUGUCCGACUAGUGCGCAUUAUCCGAGUACGGCUCAUUGUCCGACUAGUGCUCAUUGUCCGAGUACGGCUCAUUGUCCGACCACGACUGGCCAUCCGUACAUACCGGCUCCUAUACAGGAUUCGUUUCUCCGAGCAUAUGUGGAGCUGUCUGAGCGGGGUUAUAAGGAGCAGGAAGCCUCACCCUGAUCAGCAACGCAUCAACACUUGUACCUGGUGCAUAUAUGUGGAUGCGGAUGUGUGUUCCGCUGUGAGAUAGCCCUGUGUGUUUUUGUUCACCCUGCAUCCGUUCAGCUGUAGUCAGAGUGUCUCGAUAACGACUGCCUACAACCGGGGCUCCUGGACAGAGUCAUGGAUGUGAACUGGUGUGGAAUGUUACAGAGACAUGCUGAUUUCAAGAAGUGCACCGUGGAAUACCACGACCUGAGUCAAAUGGGACCGCAGCAUGAUCUCACGUUCAACUUCAAAGUCAAGCUCAACUGUAACGAUCGACCUGAAGAGCAGGCCGUAGCUAUGGGCACUGGCAAGACGAAGAAAGAAGCCAAAGCUAAGGCUGCACAAGCAUGGAUGGCACAAUUUGGCACAUUUAGGAAGGUACCUUUUCCUGGAGCCCCGAUCACCAAUGAGACGCGUGAAUUGCUGCAGUAUAUCCGUGCACGUCGUAGCCCUGAGAUCUCCACAAGUGAUUCUCAGACACCGAGCGGAGCCGAGCCAAGGUCAGAGGACUUUGUAGGCAAAUUACAGGAAUUGUGUCAGAAGAAUAACUGGCCUCUACCGUGGUACACCUACCUGGACGCACAGCCUAACCACAUUUGCUGUGGCAAUGUGACCGUGGUGAGAGAUGAUGGGGAAAUUCUCAUACGUCUGACAGGUUACGGGACCUCUAAGAACGCUGCAAAACGUGAAGCAGCUGAACGGAUUCUACAACUCACGCUGUCGAUUACACGGCUCGCAGACCUAGAGUCUGUGGAUUGAAGAGGACCAUGUCUGCGACCAUAGACACGAGAUACACUAACACCACUUCUAACCAUUCAGUUAUAGCUAACGGAGACUUGUGCUCAUGGAGCAUGGCUGUGCUCGUGUUGUUGACUGUUAUCUUGUUUGUGUAUGGCUUGUAUUGCAUCAAUGUGCUAUGUACAAGAAAGAGAAGAUAUGCGAGUUUGCCUGAGAUCACAGUAUGAAUGUACAAUGCAUGCAAAUGUUUCUUUGCAAAUAAACACCCAAAGACUUCAA
This is a messenger RNA of Perca fluviatilis (European perch), 1298 nucleotides long. RefSeq names its product interferon-inducible double-stranded RNA-dependent protein kinase activator A homolog A-like. The coding region runs from base 417 to 1040 and encodes 207 amino acids. The transcript is spliced from 4 exons. The record is from RefSeq and is a predicted model, not a curated record. Lineage: Eukaryota; Metazoa; Chordata; Actinopteri; Perciformes; Percidae.